GUUAAUAACUUGUAAUUAUGCUAUUGGUAUUUUGAUUUUUUUUUUCCAAAUAAAGUUGAAGUAAUCGCUAGUUUAGUAUUGAUCUUGUAUAAGCAAUCUAGACCUCUAAAAGCGACGAAUUUUGUUUCUUUUGUCAUUAGGAAGCUUUAGAUCAUGCUUAAGAUAGGGAAUGUUUGUUGUUAGUUAUGAGGAGAAGAGAGGGGCUUGUAAGAAUUUGGUGUAUGAGUUCAAGCUUAAGAGGUGCCCUGGUCAACCUGUUGUUCUUUGGCAUAAGCUCAGAUGUGUUUGAGAAAUAUGGUGGUAAUUCUUUUGCACUUAACUAUUGGUUUUGGUUGUAUAUAGGACUGAUCAAUAUGAAUGCAGUAAUGUGUAGGUUUUUGGUGGCUAAUGUUUUGUGUGUUUUAGUGGAACUUUGAUUACUGUAAAAAGUUGUUCAGACUAAUGUAAUGGGUUUUUUCAAGUAUGUGAUUGUGUUAGUCUUUCUUGCUUUGAAGAGCUAUUUUGUGCAAUUUGCUUAUAAGUUUUGUUUCUAAUUAAAUGUGGUUGUUUGGUAGGCAGAUUUAGAAUUAUGUGCAAGUAAGUGUUAUUUAAAAUUAUGUGCUGUUGUAUUAAUUAAAAUUAUGUAUCCAAAAUGAGCCUGAUUAAACUCUCAUAUUUUAGCUUCUUUCUCAUAUAACCUGCAAAACUUUGCAUGCAGAGGAAGUACUUGGUUUCAUCUGAAGGAAAGGAUUGGGCAUUAGAAACUAUUGGUUGUCAGUGGAAAGGUUGGAAAUAUAGGAGUAAGGCAUUAUACUACUAUCCAUAUGCAACUUACGAAGAAAGGUGGAAGAAUCGUCCAAAUACAAUUCCUGAAAGCCAAUUUAAACAACUCUUGCACUAUUGGGAUGAUGAGGGAACUCAAGAAGAAAGUGAAAUAAAUCGUAGCAAUCGACAAUUAGCGAGUGACAUGCACACCAUCGGGCCAACAUCAUAUGCAUACACUCGUGAACAACUGAAACAACAAGAUCCAAAAAAAGAAGAUCCGUCAAAAGCAAAGGUGUACAUCGAAUCAAGGAAAAGGAAGCCCGGGAAGUCAUACAAAAUAAGCUUUGAUGAAAUAGAAGCAAAUAUUGAGCAAAUGAAGGCAAUACAAUCUCAACAAGGUGAAGGAUCUAACCAUAAAGAUCCUUAUGGCGACGUGAUCAAGAAACCAGAGCAUAGCGGGCGUGUGCGAACAUUUGGCAAAGGUGUUACCAAUACUGUUUUGAAGAACGGAGGCAAAAGCUCAAGCUACAUCUUUCCUGAAGCGUACUUACAAAUCAUGCAAUCACAAGUUAUGGAUCAAGUGUUGCAAGCUAACCCUGAUCUUCAAAAGCUACUUGAAGCUAACCCUGGUGUGAAGAUUGUGCUUCCUUCAAUGUCAAGGAGUGGAAGCAAUGGUAAUCCUCUAUACAUCGAAUCCAAUGAGCAUAACUCUACAGGAGCACAAUCGAACAACUAUCUGGAAAAUGGUGAAGCAGCUGAUGACAAGGAGGUGGAAAAUGAUGAUGAAAUUGAGCCGUAAAAGAACAUAUUUAGAAUUUUGUGUGGCUUUUGGAAACAUUUUGUGAACUUGUUUGUUCGAUACUUUUUAGACGUAAUGAUGUAUAGGUGAAUAUUUGGUUGCACUAGGUUAUGGAAGAAUUGAUCCUUAGUUUUUGAUAUAACAAGUUAAUCGUGUAAAUUUCUUAACUAUAAUAUUUGUAAUCAAAUUUCUAAUUACAUCUU
This is a messenger RNA of Amaranthus tricolor (Joseph's coat), 1746 nucleotides long. RefSeq lists its product as uncharacterized. Lineage: Eukaryota; Viridiplantae; Streptophyta; Magnoliopsida; Caryophyllales; Amaranthaceae. The record is from RefSeq and is a predicted model, not a curated record. The coding region runs from base 692 to 1543 and encodes 283 amino acids. The transcript is spliced from 5 exons.